AGAGAAACUGUGUAAUUGGAGUUUGGUGGGGGGGGGGGCGUGUAGAGUAAUGCGAUGGUACUGUGCAGAAAUACACCUUCAUUUAAGGUAAAUUUAUACAAUAAUUAUCUUGCAAACAAUAGCUCAUAAAUUUUUCAAUUAUAAUGCACUCUUUUAUAAUAAAACAGGGUUGACACUUUGUACACCAGUUUCAUAAUGCUGUGGCAAAUUAUUUUGAAAUUGGCUGUUUGUUCACUCUAUUCUUCAAUUAUUCUUCUUUUUAGAGCACAUAGGACCACAGUGCACGUCCGAGUCAUGGGGAAACAGCGGGAGAAAGCCCGGGAGAAUAAAAAUAAACAUGGGCAAGGGAGAUUCGUAAAAAGGAGAGGCUCUUUAAACGAGCAAAAAGGUCUGGCAACUACCUUGAUCCUGUUAAAUUUAAAGCUCAAAGAAAGAAAGUGAAACAUAUUAUAAAGAAAGCUCAUUAUGAUUACAGUCUUGCAAGUACAGCCUUACAAGUAUCUGGGUGUAUAUAUUUGUAACGAUAUGCGUUGGAAUUAGACAGUUGAUCUGGUAGUUGGGAAAGCAAACAGAUCCCUUGGAUUACUGCAGAGAAAUUUUUCUACUUGUUCACGGCAAAUAAGAGAAAAACUUUAUUUUGCGCUUGUGUAAUUUUGAUGAUGAUGAUGGUGACAAUAAUAAAAAAUUUUCGAAAUUCCAAAAUGCAUCAUCUUUGUUUAUUUAAAACUAUUUAUUUAAAACUGUUUAUUUAUAUAAAAUAUAAUUUACUUCUGAAACAAUUAUUAAGUAUGAGAAUAAUUUAACAAGAACCCAUUGCAAGUAUGGAUGUAUUGGAAAGAUUGAAACAGUUAUUGAUCGAUUGUGCUUUGGAUACCAUCAAGGCUUUUUUUCUCGCUGACUAGAGAAUGGUUACUUACAAGUCUGCCAGGAGAGCCUAGAGGCCAGAACCAGAUCGUAACACACAACCUUCGACAUUUAUUAUGGCAAAAGAAUUGUUUCAUUUUGCUGACUGGACCGUGCUGAAAGGGAGAGGGUCAGACUCUAAGCUCUGCUCCCAAAACACGGGCACUUGAAAUGGCCCCCUUUGGUAGUUUUGUCGAGAAUAUGCAGGUAUGCUAGAAUUGGAUGAAGGGCUACUGCAAAGAGGAAAAGUCUCCAGACGACAAGUGUCCCCAAUCACAAGGAAAGCAGAAAAAAGGAAAGUUGCGAGGAGAGAGAGAAAACGGAAAAGCAGGGACAGACAGAAAACAGGAAUACAGCGAUUCUCCUUUGGACGAGUUAUCUUACGGAGAGGCAGAAAGAAUAGAUGCUGCAUCUGGUCCAUUGGCAUCUGUGAAUGAAAAAAAGAGAAAGAAAUGUGCUAAAGGCUGCAUGAGGUUAAAAGAGAUGCUGGAGGAGAAGGCAUGGCUGCAGAAGGCAACUUUCCUUUCUAGGCGUCCAGUUGGCUUGGCAGAUCUUAAUGUAGGGGUAAUUAAGAGGUUUAUUGACCUUAUUUAUGAGUCAUCCAAUGAUCAAAUUAUGGAUUCUCUUCAUCUUCCAGUGUCUAGCCUGAAAUUUCUUGUAGGGAACCGUUGGCUUUCAAGUGAUCUUUUGAACCAUUUUAUCAUGUUACUGAAUAGGUCUUCUGAUGAUACUCAUUGUAUCUACUUUAACGACAUAAUUUUGAGCGACGCCAAAGCUUUUACAAGAUACUCGCUUAAAAAGCCUUAAGAAGAUAAUUUGUUGCUUAAACGUUGGACAACAGCUUGAAAAACGUUUAUUGGUAGAGAAAGGUACAUCGGUAAAAUGAACCCUACUGGAUGUCAUUUUACCGUCUGUGCCUGCUAGAUAGAAAGUAGAGUUUUAUAUUACAGAGAUUCUUGCGCUUGGGACAUUCCAAAAGCCAAGACAGGCAAAAUGCAUUAUCACUGCACAGAAUGUUCUGCAACUAUAGAAAGGAAAUGUAGAUUUCAAAGUCAUUUAGAAAAACAUUUUCGAUCUUCAAAAAGAAUUCAUGCCAUUAACAAAGAUGAUACUGGUUUGAAGAAACUAUCAUAUAAAAAGGACAAACAGGUGUUAGAAGAGAAAACUGUUGUUUCCAGAAGAAAAUUAAACAUUGAGCGCAUAGAAUGUGAUUAUUGCAAAAGAAAGGUUACCAAAAAGAGUAUUAAUCGCCAUUAAAGAAGGUGGCAUAACCAAGAAUACACACACACUGCAGUUUUCAGUGAUAAACACGAAGGUUUCUACAUGGUUAAAAAUACAUCACAUGGGGGUGUGGGCUAUCCUUUGCAGGACAAAAAUUACUUAAAAGUGGGUUAAUCAAUUGUGAAGAUGAAAGGUGUCAAGAAGAGAUGGCUACUGCCUGGCAGUCGGGCAUGAAUGAAAGGAAAUGCAGUCAUUUGAUGCUAGUUUAUAAUCCUUUCUAUCCACAACCGUUUACAUUGAAUGAAGACAAACUAAUUGAAUUGGCCUCUAGUGGUAAGUAUAGAGUUUUGUCUGAGGAAACAGUUAACACAUGCACAUGCAAAAAGAGUAACUAGAAAUGCCAGGAUACUUACCUUUUUCAGCUACUUAGAAUCGAUUGAGACAUUCUUUGUUAAAUGCGACACUUGUAGCAUAUUUUAUAGGUAUCACGAAUACAGUGAUUGUAUCCACAAUUUUGAUGAUGUUCUUCUGAUUGGGUUAGACUUUUGCAAUCUUCUGCGUGAGUAUCUAAAGAAUCACUAAGCGAUAGGCAAAAUAUGUGCUGUGGCAGAGGCUGUAUUCAAGAUCAAGAUCUAUAGCAACCUCACUUUGAAUUCCUAUUUGCAUUUUGAAUGCUUUAUCGAACAUAGUUACAAGUUUAACUGCUUUUUACCCCCAUAUCUUGAUCACUGAUGUUAAUCGUAAAAUUGCAUUUAGGUAUACUCCUCCUGCUGAAAACGAUUUGAAUGAAGAUGAUGCGGAUGAAGUUGAUUCUCAAAAAUUUUGGGAUGACGUUGCAAUGGAGAUUAUGUUCAAGAAAACUAGACUCUCUAAAAAUGGGUCCGAAUCUGUCAUAUUGGGCACCUCUUUUAGGUUAAAAGAGUAGGAUAGGAAGAUAAUUUAUAAUUGCGAGCACCUUAAAGCUCAUAGGGCUGAUUAAAAUGUUGAGGUGGAAUGUAGAGAGAUGUCUGAAGAGAGAUUGAUGGAAACACUGCUUGAGCGCUCAUCCAAGAAUGUAUGAUUGCUUACGGAAAAUUAGGUGUGUCCUCAAAAGGAACGAAACUCUAUAUUAUAAAUGACAUCAUUACUGGUCUUGGUAAGAACAAUCUUAAAUUUUAUAAGAUUUUUCGGAAAAUGUUUGGAUUUUCUAGUGGUUUGUUGACAGUAUCAUCUGAUCAGGGAAUAAUAUAUGCACUCAAAAUUCUUGCUUCACUCUGAAAGUCCAAGAGACUAUAUCACGGACUGACUGAAAUACAGGUCAAAAAUAUUUAUAAAUGGACCACUUGUUGCUGCAUUUGGCAACAUAAAUUUUGACGGUUUCUUUUCACCAAAAGUAGGUCGUGCUGCAAAGGCUACUGCGGAGAACUUUCAAAUGGUGAAUGAAGGAGCCUUACAGCUAUCGUUUCCUUGGAGUAAUUCAUCUGCAAAGCUAGAAAAACUGAUCACCGGUAGUGCAUACUAUUUGGCCCUUUUUGACUGACUUCAUGAGGGAAACAGCUUUAAUGAAGUUGAGGCACUGCGAAGAAUAGCUUGCAUCAAUGAGCUCUGUUGUCAAAAUAAUAGUCAAGUUGCAGAACAAAUUCACGGCUUGUUCAACCUAAACAGAUACUUUCUCAAUAAAAUGUCUCCAUCUAAUCAUAUAUUUAUGUUCCGUUCAAUCAUUGAUUUGACAAAGGAAGCCCAAAAACAGGCAAGUUAUUUCUGAAGUGGGAAGGAGAAUGAGACCUGUUGCUAAAUACGAUAACUUUGGUCCUGCAAUUCUUGCCCAUUCGAGAGAAGAGGACCAAGUUGAUGACGACCAUAGCUCAGACAAAUCCGUUGACAGCUCCUUCAUAGGGACAGCAUUUGUAGAUCCAAUCCCAUGCUUUGAGGAAGAUUAAUUUUCUAAGGAAAACCAACCAUCAAAACCCGACUAUGAAGAAUUUGUCAACAGUUUGUACAGUCCGGCAUUCGCCUGAAUCAUUCCUUAUCUCCAAACAAAGUUUUGAAACCCAGCUAAAAAAUAGGUGUCCGCAAAAUAUCAAUAUCUGAAAAUACAGAGGGGCCUAUUGAUGAUCUUUUUCCCUUAGACAUCAAGGAACCCCUUGAUUCUGACAAUGCUAUUGUAAUAUCUGAUUAUGACCUUGACUGCUGUAAUGUUAUUGAUAGUCAUAAUAUGGUAAUACAUCCGACAGCUAAUAUUCUCUCAAUUGAUAUCACCCCAAAUAUCAGUAACAUUGAAAAUCCAGAGGCUAAUAGUGGAAAAGUUGAGGAGCGUAAAAUUAAUCUAUAUCUUGAAAUGCUGCAAUGGAUAUCUUGCACCAUCAGUUUCCUAGUCUAGAGGAAUUGAACCUAAUUUUUAAUCCUAAUAAAAUGUGGGGCAUCCCUCCGUCCCAAAAUUGUUCAAUUUUCUUGCAGUUAUCAACAAACAAGUAUCACUUUCCUUGAAAAAGAAAAAAGGUAGAAGGUAUGACGAUUCUUUCAUAGCUUGGGCUCUAUCACAUCUAUUCACCACAUCAGUGGUAAGGCUUAUAGGUUUCUUGCAAAAUUGCUGAAUUUGCCAUCCAAAUCUAGUUUGACAGGCAUGGUCUCUAGAUUUGCACCAGAUCUUAGGUUUUCUGAAAAGUCAAUCUUUCUUUUAAAAUAACGAGUAAAUGCCAUUUAUCAAUACUCAAUGAUAAAAAGUUACAACCAUUGUAUGCCAUGAUUAUAAUCGAUAAUAGUAAUAGCUUUCGAGUACACUGAAGAGAGUUAUGUAGUUCAUGUUGGAUUCAUAUUAAACAUGAGAGUUCUAGACCAUUAGAAAAAGAGCCUAGGAAAUAUUUAAUCGAGACCCAUUAGUCGAUGAGAUCCAAAAUUGUAUGGCAAGAAAAUUUUAACAUUUGAUCGUAAAUAAAUACAAAAACUUCUGGGAGUAACAUCCUGAAAAUGUGUCAAAGAGAUCAGAAUUGGUUGCGGCAAACAGAAAUAUGUUGUCAAGCUUUAAAGAACAUUUCACAAUAAAGAACCAAGCUUCUAGAUUAGCCUGCAAAAUAUUGAAACAAGCCCCAUGAGUCAUCUGGGAAAGAAUGAAUGAAGUUUUUUGGAAAAUUUAAGAACACAAACUCGAAUAGACCUGGGCUUGCAAAUUUUUUUAAGCAACUUUCAAUUAAUGAAAGACUAGCUCCCCUACGAAGCCCGCUAUGCGGGCUUGCCAGUGGCCCUAUGUUAGGGUACAUAGAUUAGCCUCGGAGAAGACAGCGGAGUAUUAACCUCAAUUUGAAAAAAUUAGCUUCGCACAGGUCACAUGAUAAAAACAUUACUCGCACUGCUGUGACUAUCGCUUGGAAGGGGGGAGCCUCUACCCCUGCUCCUUUCAGGCGACCCUCUGACUGGAUGAUAACGAUACAGUUGUUUUUCACACAAUAACAUUGUGUUAUGUAAGCAUCCUCUACAGGGGGUCACCUUCUUUCCUCGUGGUCACAAUGGCAGCGAAACAAAUUAGUUUUCCUAGCAUUUAUUUUUACAAGUAACUUCACGUGGUCAGUCUCAGGUCAACCAAUGGUACAGCAGCACAAAAAUCAUGACAUAGCAUAUACAAGUAUCAUAGAUCCUCUCUCUUCUUUAUCACAAAACAAUGUCUUUAAUAAUUUGUGUUGAUGUCCCCCUUAUCUGUCGGGUGGUUUAGUAUGUUUUUUUCUAUACUAAAAUAGAUUUAUCUUUUCCAUUUAGUAGGAAAAAAUGGGAGUAGUGUUUUCAAUAGAUAUAAUUAGAAUUUCUCAUACGAUUGCCUAUAAAAUGGGGGUUUAUCUACACAUAACUAUUAAUUGGCACCUGCAACAGAAGUACGCUACUUUGAAAUAAGACACAAAUUUAAUAAUGAAGUUUGUGAAAGUUACACAUCAUGGUCACACUAAGGUAUGUUUACAGAUAAAUGUAUAAAUAAAUUCUUGUUUACAAAUAUUUUGUAAAACACAUUUUAUUUGGUAAAGAUUUCGCUUGUCAAAAAUGAGUUUAUUUUAUGCACAUAUGAUGAAGUCUAGAAUGUGGUUACAAAUAAAUGUAGUCUACUGUAUAACAUGCUCUGAUUUUUCAAAGGAUAAUUUGGAGAAGAGAAGAAGAUGCUCCAUUUAAAUCAAGGGUAGCCCGUCGAUUUGAGAUCAGCAAGGAUAUGGAGUUCCUUUUCACUGAUGAUCAAAACCGCAAAAUUGAUUGCAUCAGGUAACUUACGUUACGUUGUCUCUCCGGUUAUAUUCUGUUUUGCAUUUGAUAAUUUUCUCCAACUAUAAGCAUUUCUCAACAAAAAAUUAGUUAUAGUUUUUAUUAAUCAAUUAUUCUUCUUUUUAGAGCACAUAGGACCACACUGCAGGUCCGAGUCAUGGGGAAACAGCGCGAGAAAGCCAGGGAGAAUAAAAAUAAACACGGGCAAGGUGACUAAAGGCCGGUUUACACCAUCAUAUUCAGGUCAUAUUUGCAUCACAUAUUUUAUGUGAUCACAGAAUGUGAUCGUGUAAACGACCUUACAAGUUGCUUGAAGCUGUACGAAGCAGCAAGAAUUAAUCCUUUUUAAUUGCCUGUUAAUUUGAUGUCACAGAUUUUUCAUUUGAUUAACGAUCAAAUGGAAAGUCUGUGAUGCAAUUUUUUCAAAGGCACCCACAAGUCUUUGCUGUCCUGGGUAGAUCAUAUAUUACUUUAAGCACAAUCUCGCCAUUGGCAAAUCCUGUUAAAGAGUGUCUAACUUAUCAUCUUACUGUGAAAAAGUAGUUUAAGCCAUUGGAGAUCGGAUGGAAGUAUAUCCAAAACAUUAUUAACACUGCCAGAAAUAUUUAUUAGUAUGGUACCAACCAUACUAUAAUAGAAAAGUAUGUCAGCAAUUAAGUCAAAUUUCCUAAUAAGCCAAGUUUCAAUUCAUUUGAAUGAACAUACAGAAAAUGUUAGUCACCACCGUCCUGGGCAUCACCCCAUGUCAUUAAAUGGGUUCUUUUGAUUGCAGACCACUCAUAGCGACACCUGAUGAUAGAGAGGGCGUUGCAAGUAUACUUAAGUGCUUUUACAUUAUGAUGGCUCAAGCUCAGGUUCUACAACUGCCAACAAUGCAAGAAUUUGAGUCCUUCAACUUGAUGGAAAUUUGGUGUCGAUUGAAAGACAACGAGGAGGCUACAAUUGCAUGGUGCAGGCAACAUAGGCUGCUUUUGACAGAAAAAGAGUGCGAUGUAUGCCAGGUACCUUGU
Rhopilema esculentum is the source of this 7352-nucleotide messenger RNA. The record is from RefSeq and is a predicted model, not a curated record. NCBI's taxonomy places the organism in Eukaryota, Metazoa, Cnidaria, Scyphozoa, Rhizostomeae, Rhizostomatidae.